Messenger RNA from Sebastes umbrosus (honeycomb rockfish), 1917 nucleotides. It is a transcript of the gene mvda, whose product is annotated as mevalonate (diphospho) decarboxylase a. The transcript is spliced from 10 exons. NCBI's taxonomy places the organism in Eukaryota, Metazoa, Chordata, Actinopteri, Perciformes, Sebastidae. Gene Ontology annotation, biological process: isoprenoid biosynthetic process; isopentenyl diphosphate biosynthetic process, mevalonate pathway. The coding region runs from base 156 to 1364 and encodes 402 amino acids. Gene Ontology annotation, molecular function: ATP binding; diphosphomevalonate decarboxylase activity. The record is from RefSeq and is a predicted model, not a curated record. Gene Ontology annotation, cellular component: cytosol.
CCAGCCAAUCAGGAGACACCUGGAGGAAAAGUUGUACCUACAGUGUUAGCCGGCUGAACUGUAGCUGCUAAACACGAGAGGAGUCUUGCACAGUGUAUUUCUGAGUAUUCAGGUGCAAUUUGAUCAAUACUAAACAUUGCUUUACACAUACAGCAAUGCCUGGGGAUAGUAUGGACAAGCCAAACACAGUUACAUGCACCGCUCCUGUGAAUAUAGCUGUCAUCAAGUACUGGGGCAAGAGAAAUGAAGAGUUAAUUCUACCCAUUAACUCAUCGUUGAGUGUCACAUUGCAUCAAGACCAGCUGAAAACAACUACAACAGUUGCAACCAGCAGAUCAUUUCAGGAAGAUCGAAUAUGGUUAAAUGGCAAAGAGGAGGACAUAACCCAUCAACGACUACAGUCCUGUCUGAGAGAGAUUCGACGACUAGCAAGGAAGAGACGUAAUGACGGGGACUCUGCUUUGGAUUCGACUUGUUUGUCUCACAAAGUCCACAUCUGCUCUGUCAACAACUUCCCCACUGCUGCCGGGCUCGCCUCCUCAGCUGCUGGAUUCGCAUGUCUAGUGUACUCUCUGGCCCGGGUUUUUGGCGUAGAGGGGGAGUUGUCUGGGAUUGCUCGGCAAGGCUCAGGCAGUGCAUGCCGUAGUAUGCAUGGAGGGUUUGUUCAGUGGAUCAUGGGACAGAAAGACGAUGGCAAGGACAGUGUAGCCCAGCAGGUGGAGCCAGAGACUCAUUGGCCUGAGCUCAGGAUCCUUGUACUAGUGGCCAGUGCAGAGAGGAAGCCAGUGGGCAGCACCUCUGGGAUGCAAACCAGUGUACAAACAAGCUGUCUCUUAAAGCACCGGGCCGAGUCUGUUGUCCCAGGCCGAAUGGUGGAGAUGAUUAAAGCCGUGCGAAGAAAGGACUUUGCUGCUUUUGCUGAACUAACCAUGAAGGACAGUAACCAGUUCCAUGCAACCUGCCUUGACACAUACCCUCCCAUCUUCUACCUCAACAAUGUGUCUCAACGGGUUAUCAGUUUGGUGCAUCGGUAUAACCGACACUACGGCGAGACAAGGGUGGCCUACACAUUUGAUGCAGGACCCAACGCUGUGAUCUACACUCUACAGCAGCACGUACCCGAGUUUGUUCAGGCAGUUCAACACUUCUUCCCCCCAGAGACCAACGGAGGACAGUUUAUUACAGGUCUUCCUGUUAACCGAGUUGCACUCUCUGAGGAGCUGAUACAGGCCAUUGGUCUGGAGCCCAUGUCAAAGGGAAUAAGCUACAUUAUUAGUACAAAGGCUGGACCAGGCCCUCGUGUUGUGGAGGAUCCCACUCAGCAUCUGCUUGGCUCUGAUGGGUUGCCUAAGAAAACUGUGUGAUGCCCUGCAGCCCUAAACGGACAAAGUUCCACUGAGCAAUAAUGAAGCCAGUUCAGCAGAGAUAAAAUUCUGCAUUAGCCAUAUAUAACUAGGUUUUUACAAACCACAACAACACCAGACACCUUCCUUACCGCUGUUGAUGUUAAUAUGUCUUCCUUUAAUUAUCAAGCUGUACUGGUGUGCCUCUCCUCAUCUCUGUGUUGCUCAUUUCUCAGCAUCUACAGGUAGAUACUGUUUUAGAGGUAUCUUUACUAAUGGGUUCAGUCGUCGACUUGUGUUCGACUUUGAGGUUGUAAAUCAAUAGACACGCUGGCAUUGCUCUUGUCUUGAGCAGUGCACUGAACUAUAAACACAGUUUGUCACUGCAGCUGACCUUGUGCUCUCGACCCUAUCUGAGCUCAUGCUUGUGCCUGAAUUUAUGUAUGUGUUUAAGAAGGGUUUUAUAAUUAUGGUCGAUUUAAUUUUGUUUUCAUUUUCAUCUUGUGAAAAUGCAAUUUCAGACAUACAGUACAUACUUACUCUGUAAAAGUUAAAUAAAAUAUAUUUUAGUCAA